Phycodurus eques (leafy seadragon) is the source of this 2886-nucleotide messenger RNA. It is a transcript of the gene trim35-12, whose product is annotated as tripartite motif containing 35-12. Gene Ontology annotation, molecular function: protein binding; zinc ion binding; ubiquitin-protein transferase activity. Lineage: Eukaryota; Metazoa; Chordata; Actinopteri; Syngnathiformes; Syngnathidae. Gene Ontology annotation, biological process: protein ubiquitination. The record is from RefSeq and is a predicted model, not a curated record.
AGGAGCGCACUUGUAGCUCAUUUUCUAGGCCAUGGCGUCACGCCCACGCGCUUCCUCCCAGCCCGGGAAGCUUUCCUUCCUCCAGACGUCCAAGGCCAACACCGCCCUGCGACCGAGGGCCGUGUCCUCGCGCUCGGGCUCCGUGCUGGAAGAGGAGCUGUCGUGCCCCGUAUGCUGCGAGAUCUUCAAGGAGCCCGUGGUGCUGAAGUGCAGCCACAGCUUCUGCCGGGCCUGCCUGCAGCAGUUCUGGAACAAAAAGAAGGCCCGCCGCGAGUGCCCCAUCUGCCGCAGGAAGUGCUCCCUGACCGAGCCCACCGUCAGCCUGGCCCUCAAGAACGUGGCCGACACCUUCCUGAGGGAACAGCGGCGCCGGGCGGACGGCGCGGGGGCUCCCGGGGCCGGGGGGGAUCGGGCCGAGGCGCAAGAGGAGGAGGUGAGGUGCGCCGCCCACGGGGAAGUCCUCAAGCUCUUCUGCCUGGAUGACUUGGAGGCACUCUGCUGCGUGUGCCACACCUCCAAGAAGCACCAGGGACACUGUGUGUGUCCUCUGGAAGAAGGGGCGCACGAUCUCAAGGAGGAGCUGAAGAAGGAGCUGAUUCCCCUGAAGAAGAACCUGCGGCGCCUGUAUGAGGCCAAGCAGGAGUGUGAUGACACAACUGUGCACAUCAAGAACCAGACUCAGGCCACGGAGCAGCAGCUCAAAGAGGAGUUUGAGCAGCUGCGUGCCUUCCUGCAAAAGGAGGAAGCGGUGCGGUUGGCCGCCGUGCAGCAGGAGGCGGAGGAGAAGCACGAGCUGGUGAGGAAGAAGGCCGAGAGCAUCACCAGGGACAUCCUGACUUUCUCGCACGCGGUCAUCGCCGUCGAGAACGAGAUCGCCGCCAGGGAUGCGCUCUUUCUGCAGAAUUAUCCCAACACAAAGAAAAGGGCAGAGAUCCCGCAGAAGGAUCCGGAAAAAGUGUCCAGAGCGCUUUUAAAUGUGGCCAAGCACGUCAGCUCCCUCAAGUACCACGUUUGGGAAAAGAUGGUGGAUGUGGUUCAGUACACACCCAUCACCUUGGACCCCAACACUGCGUACUCCUGGUUGUCCAUCUCCAAGGACCUCACCUGCGUGGCCAACAGUGGCUCCCUCCAGCAGCUCCCGGACAACCCGGAGCGUUUCGGCCACUUCGUCUUCGCCCUGGGCUCCGAAGGCUUCACGUCGGGCCGCCACGCUUGGGAGGUGGAGGUGGGCGACAAGGAGGACUGGAUGCUCGGGGUGGUCAGGGAGUCCAUCGACAGGAAAGGCCGCAUCUCCGGCUGCCCCGAGGGCGGCUUUUGGAUGAUCUCGCACUACGACGGCGAGUACUCGGCCAUGACGAGGCCUAGCACCGCCUUGCGUGUGGAGGGCGAGCUCAGCAGAGUCAGGGUGCAGCUGGACUACGACGCUGGCCAGGUAAUCUUCUCCAAUCCGUUAAGCAUGACGCCCAUCUACACCUUCACCGACUUCUUUGUUGACAAGAUGUAUCCCUUCUUCUGCCCCGGAGCCAACAUCAACGGGAAUAACCCCAGUCCCCUCAAGAUCUGCCCUGCUACGGUGGCAGUGUGGAACAGCGCCACGUGGUGAUGGAACUAAGAAAAUCACAAUUUUUUACACAAAGUACCACCUCAAAACAUACUUAGCUCUCCAAGGACCACCAUAAUGAUCAUCACUAAACUACAUUAGCGUAGUAGGCCCAAGUGUUAAUCUUAUCAAAAAUAAGGCAAAAGUUUUAUUUCUAAAAAUUAAUAAUGUAAGAUACUGUAACAUUAUGCAUGACAUUAACACUUUGCUUAAAUAUGGGAAUAUAAAAAACUGCAUCAUGAAUUAUAAUGGAUUGUAUGUUAAAGUAAAAAAAAAAAAGAAUUUACCUCAAUGAAUAUUUGUAAAACGAAAACCUGUUGUAAAUGGUUAAAUGAAAAUGUAUUUAAAAUUAAAUACAACUGAAUGUUCCUAAUAAGUGUACUGUAGUGGAUUUAAAAAAAAGCCACUAAUAACUACAAUUUAAUUCAGUAAUUCUUUCACAUACCACCAGGGGGAGCCCACAUACAACUACUGGUGUGUAAACCACACUUGGAGAAUCACUGAUUUAAACAGUUCACAACACAAGUCAAGCAAGCAGAAGACCUUUUCAUUAGAUUAUUUAGUUUUUUUUAAUGCACUUGGGUUCAUUUUGGUGUGACGCUACCAAGGAAGAUAAUCCAGAAAGACGCCGUUGUGCAUUUCCACCAUGGUGGCCAUCACUUUGAGCAUCCCCUGUACGCUCACCUUGACGUCAAUCUCCGCCUGCAUGUUAAAUGAAGAGAAAAAAACUAUUGAAGGAUUGAACACUAUGCGAUUGUGGUUGAAAGCGCCUUCAAGCUGCUGUUUCAUGUGAGAGGAGACUUUCAAAUAUAAAACAGACAACAAAAAUAAAGUUGUGUAUUUGGGAGAAAAUAAGGUUUAUAUUUCAACUUGAUUAAAUCUUUAUAGAAAAAAGUACAAUAUUAUCCCAAAAAUAUUUUAGGGAAUAGAAUUGUACAUGUUUCUCAAAAUUACUUUUUAGAGAACAGGUUGUGCAUAUAUACACCCACGUAUAUUUUCUUGAAACAAGUUUGCUUUUGUUUCAUUACCAAAAAAAUUACAAUAUUAGAGUCUUUGAGAAAAGUUUCAUAUUUUUUACAAAAUGUAAAUUGUAUAAUAUGGAAUAGUUUAUUAUGUUACAAAAAAUAAUUCCGUAUGUUUUCAAGAAAAAGUGGAAUCUAAUGGCUUGGCUCUUUUGUUAGAUUGAUGACUGUGAUUUAGUUUGCAUUGUAUUUGAAUGAACUGCUAACAAUGUGAUGUAAAGGGUUGGGCGGUGUGUGUACAUGUGGCAAAAUGGCUUUAAUUCA